AUGCAGGCGCACCCGCAGGUGGCGGGUGUGCAGGGGAAUGGCUGCCUGGCGAUGGCCAACGUGUGUUCCGGCAGCGACGCCGCAGGAAUCGCAAGCAAGCAGCGCGCAGCAGACGCAGGCGGAAUCGAGGUCGUUGUGGCGGCGCUGCGGGCGCACCCGCAGCAUGCGGACGUGCAGCAGUUUGGCUGCGGGACGAUGGCCAUCGUGUGUGUCGGCUCUGACGCCGCAGGGCUUGCACGCAAGCAGCGCGCAGCCGACGCGGGCGGCAUCGAGUUGGCUGUGGCGGCACUGCGGGCGCACCCGCAGGUGGCGGGUGUGCAGGGGAAUGGCUGCCUGGCGAUGGCCAACGUGUGUUCCGGCAGCGACGCCGCAUCGCUCGCACGUAAGCAGCGCGCAGCAGACGCAGGCGGAAUCGAGGUGGUUGUGGCGGCGCUGCGGGCGCACCCGCAGGUGGCGGACGUGCAGGAGUAUGGCUGCUGCGCGCUGGGCGACGUGUGUUCCGGCACCGACGCCGCAGCGUUCGCACGUAUGCAGCGCGCAGCAGACGCGGGCGGAAUCGAGUUGGUCGUGGCGGCGCUGCAGGCGCACCCGCAGGAUGCGGGUGUGCAGGAUUAUGGCUGCUGCGCGCUAUUCAACGUGUGCGUCGGCAGCGACGCCGCAGCGCGGGCGCGGAGGCAGCGAGCUGUGACUGCGGGCGCGACCGAGGCGGCGGUAGGGGCUAUGCAGGCUCACCCGGACGCCGCAGCUGUCCAGAGGGAAGGACAGCGUUUGCGUGAUCUUCUUGCCUGA
Molecule: messenger RNA, 789 nt
Organism: Emiliania huxleyi CCMP1516
Lineage: Eukaryota; Haptophyta; Isochrysidales; Noelaerhabdaceae
Exons: 2
Coding region: 1-789 (262 amino acids)
Source: RefSeq, a predicted model, not a curated record